Penicillium paradoxum is the source of this 2616-nucleotide messenger RNA. RefSeq names its product Sad1/UNC domain protein. Lineage: Eukaryota; Fungi; Ascomycota; Eurotiomycetes; Eurotiales; Aspergillaceae. The coding region runs from base 1 to 2616 and encodes 871 amino acids. Gene Ontology annotation, biological process: protein folding in endoplasmic reticulum. The transcript has a single exon. The record is from RefSeq and is a predicted model, not a curated record. Gene Ontology annotation, cellular component: cytoplasm; membrane.
AUGUUGAUCGCGGGCCGGUCAUCGAACCUCUGGAUAUAUCGCGCCUCGAUUCUUUUGGCUCUUUCACAAAUCGCGCUUCCUGAUGCGACCUCCCACCCAGCCCCGAGCGGAGCGCACGCUGCUAUCCCCAACACCCCGGUGACAACAUGUCCGGCAAAGAGUGCGCAGCAAACGGAGGCGGAGUUCUUUCAUCUGCCACCUUGCUUAGAGACGCGCUGGGGACCAGGUUACGAUAUGCAUAUCACUGCGGAGUCAUCCGAUCCAAGUGCGGUAGCCAACGAUCCGGCCACUGAUCCAUCAGUCGCGUCGAGCGCGAUUCCAGAAAAAACAGCGCGAACGAACCCCGAUCAAAGCACAGAACAGGACCAAGACACAGAUUCGCUUUUGGACGGUGCUAGUUUCCUCUCCUUUGAGGAUUGGAAGAAACAGAACUUGGCGAAGGUUGGACAGUCAGCUGAGAAUGUUGGAGGGAAUAGACGUGGUGCGGCGGCUGGAAAAGAAGAUCGUCGACAACCGACGGGUAUCAAUAAUGCACUGGACUCGCUAGGUGACGAUUCUGAGAUCGAGUUGGAUUUCGGUGGUUUCGGCGCUGAGACGCCCGAAGCUAGCCCUACAGCGUGGGGCUCGCAUAUUCCGUCGCGCGAGGCAGCACAGACCGGUAUUGCGAAUGGGGGGGAUAAUAUCGAUGCUCACGCGCAGGGUGCCAUCCAAAGAGAUGCGUCGCGUCGUAAAGAUGCUGGUACUACUUGCAAGGAGCGGUUCAACUACGCUUCCUUUGACUGCGCGGCUACGGUGCUGAAGACGAAUCGCGAGUGUAAAGGUUCAUCUUCUGUGUUGAUUGAGAACAAAGAUAGCUAUAUGCUCAAUGAGUGUCGCGCUCAGAACAAGUUUCUUAUUUUGGAGCUGUGCGAUGACAUCUUGGUUGAUACGGUUGUUCUUGCAAACUAUGAAUUUUUCAGCUCUAUCUUCCAUACUUUCCGGGUUAGUGUCUCGGAUCGGUACCCUGCGAAGCCGGAUCAAUGGAAGGAGCUUGGGGUGUAUGAGGCUCGCAACACUCGUGAAGUGCAGGCUUUCGCGGUAGAGAACUCCCUCAUUUGGGCUCGAUACCUUCGGAUUGAGUUCCUCACACACUAUGGCCAUGAGUUCUUUUGCCCUGUCAGUUUGAUUCGUGUGCAUGGUACGACCAUGAUGGAAGAGUACAAGCAUGACGAAAGCUCUGAUCGCGCUGAGGUUGAGGAGUUGGAGGCCAGCCAAGCUAACCGACUUCCUGAAACCCCGGAAACCAAGCCUGUCGAGGCGAAGGUGAAGGAAUCUAUUCCUGUGGUGGAGCCUACUGUUCCAAUUGUUGAGGUCUGCCCGAAUAUUCUUCUAGAAACCGUGUCACCUUUUGCGGUAUUAUUGGAUGGAGAGAUGUGCGGAAUCAAUGAUGGACCGUCCGUCACGAUUCCCUCGACAUCAGCCACUAUGGCUCAAACCAACCCUCCCUCGAAAGAGAAUUCCACGAUUGUUGCUAGAAGCGCUGUUUCCGCGACUAACGCUGGGUCGCCCGUUUCCCCGAAGGAUGUAGAGGAGAUCCGCAAGCAGGUUGAGCAUGCCAAAGGCGCCGCGACCCCUCCGGAUGCCUCAAGCGUGUCCUCGGAGCCUGCUCAGGAGAACACUACUUCCGAGACACCGGGUAAAGCCACUGGCAAUGUGAAAGAGGAACAGGUUAUUCCACCUCCUGAGUCGACUAGACAUACCAACACACAACCACCAUCUCCCAACCCAACGACCCAAGAAUCCUUCUUCAAAUCCGUUCACAAGCGGCUCCAGAUGCUCGAGUCAAACUCGACCCUGUCUCUACUUUAUAUCGAAGAACAAUCUCGCAUCUUGCGCGACGCGUUCAACAAGGUCGAAAAGAGACAGCUAGCCAAGACUUCAACCUUCCUUGAAAACCUCAAUGUGACUGUUCUUACCGAGCUGAGGGAAUUCCGCGAGCAGUAUGACCACGUUUGGAAGUCUGUUGCCCUCGAAUUCGAGCAUCAGCGCAUGCAGUACUACCAGGAAGUCCACUCCCUCAGCACCCAGCUAGGCGUUCUAGCAGACGAACUAGUCUUCCAGAAAAGAGUGACUGUGGUCCAGAGCAUCAUGGUUCUUUGCUGCUUCGCGCUCGUUUUGUUCUCCCGGGGAUCGGGCAACAACUAUAUGGAAUUCCCAGGCGUUCAAAGAAUGGUCGCUCGUUCCUACAGCCUCCGUUCUUCGUCUCCGGUCUUUGCCUCUCCAUCGGCUAGCCCAGGGUCCACGCGUCCCGCCUCGUCCCCAUACCGCGCGAGUGGAGGACAUCGUCGGAACCUCUCUGACUCCUCUGAUCAGGAUGUUCCUGUUAGUCCGACCGCAGCGUAUUCCCCACCGACCCCAACGUCUUCCUCCCCCGUUGAGAGAAGCAUUGAGGAGACAGACAAGAUGGACGAACCUUGUUCUCCUGACUCCUUGUCCGUGUCUGCGAUGGCUACACCUCAACCCCGUUCCCAAAGCAUGCCGCCCAUUCUGAACGGGCAUUCCAGCGAUCUGGAUCUGGAUACCCCAGCCGAGGACGACUUGGCUGCCAACGACAAUCCACGGUCGCAUGACCUGUGA